Cercospora beticola is the source of this 3962-nucleotide messenger RNA. RefSeq names its product threonine/serine exporter family protein. The record is from RefSeq and is a predicted model, not a curated record. Lineage: Eukaryota; Fungi; Ascomycota; Dothideomycetes; Mycosphaerellales; Mycosphaerellaceae. Gene Ontology annotation, biological process: transmembrane transport. Gene Ontology annotation, molecular function: transmembrane transporter activity.
GUCUGCGAUCGCUGGGGGAGCUGCUGUUGCACGUGCUGCUGCUGCGAGACGCUUGUCGCUGUCGUGUCGUGCUUCGAUGCUCGGUGGGUCAACUGAUAAGUGUACUUGCUCGAUGCGUAGCUGGUUAUGGGUCCUGGCGAGUGCCCUCUUUCCUUUCUGGAAUUGCGUUGCGACCGCCAGAUACGCUGCCGUGGUUGUCUUGUCCUCUUCAACACACCCUCGCUCUGCUCUCUAUUCUUUUCUGAUAAGCACGGCAGGCAAUUUUCCUCUCGCAUCCCGACAUUCUCUGCAACAUUUAUCAAUCUUUGAAGCUGAGUUCUCACGCCACUGCUCGGAAACUCGUCUCCAUUGCUCAGCAGCAUCGAAGAUCUCUGUCGAUUGUUCACACUCGCUCAAGAUACCAACGCGACAUCUCUGCACUUUCGCUCGUUCCAUCAUACCAGUUCUUACAAGCUCGAACAACAAGAUCCUAAAUUUGGCAACUAACUCUGGACGACGACAUUCCUUUGUUCCAAACUGGCAGACCGGCUAGAAUACCACCGCCCUGGUUCAACCACUCUGACGGAUCCGGCCCGGUUGGAACGGGAGUUCGUUGUUUGUGAACGCAUCUGUUAUCGGCAGCUUGGCCGGCCGACUUCAACAUGAGUACUCCCGUGGAAGAGUUUGAAAAUCCCUUUGGGGAUAACAAACUCAUGACGGAGUCUCCAAAACAGACACCCACCUCAAGUGGCGCUGUGACUGGCAGCAAUGGGGGCACACCCACAGAUCGUCCAGGCCCUUCGAAGGGCAAGAAGAAAGUUGGCUUUUCAGGCAAUACCGAAUCUGGAGGGGAUCGGAGCCAACGAACGAGCUGGGUCGAGACUUCUCCCAGUGGUGCUACAUCUCCCAUUAACAUGAACACUACCUAUGGCGAAUCACCUGACGCAAGCGGGCUAAGUACACCCACGCAUACACACACGAGGAGCAACAGUGGCGAUCAGUUGCUUUCUGGCGUGAGCAAAUCCCACCUACCGGAGCUCUCCCAGCAACAGACUGAGCAGAUCCGAAGCGGGCUUGUACAAAGUCUCAACGUGCCCAGACCCCGUCCGGCACUUCGAAGAGCACGUAGUCCGACAAGAGCAGAUGAUCCGAUCUCCCACAUUGAAGGUCAGUACGAUGAUGAGCAGAGAUCGAAGUUACAGCAAGCCAGUAGGAAAGCCUAUGAAGAAGCCAAACGGCUCGAGACUACUGAGCGCAUGCACUCGGAACCAAACUCUCGACAUGCUUCGCCAGCCAGGCGGAGGAGGAUGUCGAAAAACUCGCCCGAAGAGAUACCUCUUCAGGACUUCAACGAGGACGACGAUAUCUAUUCUGAUGACGAGAGGGAUCUUAACGGCCUCGAGAGACAGCGAAGAGCUGCAGAAGAGGAAGCAUUCAAGCUAGUCCGAAGGCACACCUUUGGACGAGGAAGAUUGCAACAUUCGCACGAAGAGUCUGAGUCUGGUGGUGCCUCUGGAGCUGUAACGCCUGGUAAUGUCACACCUACAGAGGAGCGCGACUAUAUGGAAGACUAUCAACCUCGACCGCCCAAGUACCGUGGUGGAAUUCUCGGCAGCUUGCUGAAGUUGUAUGGCGAAGCAUCUCCCCACGAUGGCCGUCACAUGCGGUCUGCAUCAGGCACUAUACCUAGAGGGCGGGGUCGGCGGUGGAGCGAUGAUUUCAGCCAGAAUACAAGUGCCGCAACAACACCCCAGCAUUCGCCUCCCGAGUCGGGUGCCAGCACUCCCAACCCUGCUAAAUCACAUUGGUAUUCCUCCAGAAGCAGCAAGAAUCAUUCAACUUCGUCAUUAGCUCAGCUCGUUGGGUCUUCGGCAAGCUUUGGCUCGCCCGCUGUUUCUGGUUUUGGCGAGCAAGUGAAUCAGAAGCUGCGAGAGCAUCAAGAACGAAGUAAACGACCAGGUAUUGGCAAGCGCGGUCUUUCCGGAGGUGUCUUCAAUCGAUUGUCCAAGCAGAGACAAGCAGAACAAUUUCGAAUCACGAACCACAUCGCCGAAACGAUCGCGAGACAGAAGUAUUUGAUGAAACUUUGCAAAGCUCUCAUGGAAUAUGGAGCGCCCACACACCGCUUGGAAGAGUACAUGCGCAUGAGUGCUCGGACACUCGAAACCGAUGCGCAAUUUCUCUACAUACCUGGGAGCAUGAUCAUGUCAUUUGAGGAUAGAGAUACUCAUACUAGCGAGGUCAAGUUGGUCAAAGUGCCUCCAGGGUUAGAUCUCGGAAAGCUGCGUGACGUCCAUGAAGUAUACAAGGAAGUGAUUCACGAUAAACUCGGCGUGGAAGAAGCUACCAAAAGACUCAAGGAGAUUACGGGACGCAAGGCCAAGUUCAAUCGUCUGAUUCGGAUUCCUGUCUACGGGCUUGCAGCCGUGUGCGUGGGACCAUUCGCCUUUGGAGCUCGACUCAUCGAUCUGCCAAUCGCUUUCAUUCUUGGAAGCAUACUUGGGAUCCUCCAGCUCUACGUUGCACCGCAAUCGGAACUGUACGCCAAUGUCUUCGAGAUCACCGCAGCGGUCGUUACGUCCUUCCUCGCCCGCGCAUUUGGAAGCAUCAACGGCGGUGACCUCUUCUGCUUCUCAGCCUUGGCUCAAUCAUCAAUCGCAUUAAUCCUUCCAGGAUACACAGUCCUCUGCGCCUCCCUCGAGCUCCAGUCUCGUUCAAUCGUAGCAGGUAGUGUCCGCAUGGUCUACGCAAUCAUCUAUUCCCUCUUCCUCGGCUUUGGCAUCACAGUCGGUACGGCAAUUUACGGCAUGAUAGACAAGAACGCGACCUCGGAAACCGAAUGUCGCAAGCCCAUCGAGGAACACUGGUUCUUCUUCUUCGUCCCCGGCUUCACAAUGUGUCUCAUCAUCAUCAAUCAAGCCAAAUGGAAACAGGCCCCGAUGAUGAUGAUCAUAGCAUUCACUGGCUACGUCGUCAACUUCUUCUCAUCCAAACGUUUCGCAGGAAAUACCCAAGUCUCCAAUACCCUUGGCGCUCUGGCCAUUGGCGUUAUGGCGAAUCUGUACAGUCGCAUCGGCGGCCGAGUAGAGAACAUGGCACUGGAUCUCUGGGAACACCAACUCCGUCCACGCUACAAAGCUGUACGAAAACGUGUCUUUCGUCUCGAAUCCCGGAAGAGACAUCCUAAGACGAUGGAGGAAGGUUCUUAUCAUGAACGUAAGAGCAGCGCCGAUGCGGAAUCGUUCUUUCAAGCUGCGCCGAGAAGACUCGGAUACUCCCUCGCUGCUGCGGCCAUGUUGCCUGCGAUUUUCGUGCAGGUUCCUUCGGGGCUUGCGGUGAAUGGUUCGUUGGUUAGUGGAAUUGCGAGUGCGAAUCAGAUUACGGGGAAUGCGACGAACGGGACGCAGGUAGUCAGUUCGGGGGCAAUUGCUUCGACGAGUUUGCAGGGGUUGAAUUCGAUUGCUUUUACAGUGGGAUACUCGGUGAUCCAGGUGGCGAUCGGGAUCACAGUGGGUUUGUUCUUGAGUGCCAUUGUGGUGUAUCCGCUUGGCAAGAGGAGGAGUGGGUUGUUCAGCUUCUAGUCUUCUCUGAUGAAGACGUGGCUGCUUUGGGAGGUAUGUAUAGGAGGUCAUGGGUCUUGGUGUUCAUUGGGUUGGGUAAGUACUUGUGAAUUGGGACAUGGCAGGAGCGGAGGCAUUGGGUCGGAUUGAUUGGGAGCGUUCGGGCGUGGAAUCGGAGAUACCCAGAUAGAUCGUUGUUUCACUUGUAAGAUAGAUGAGGCCGUAAUGUGUACAAUAUUCGCAAAGCUGCUUUCGGUCUCUGUGCUGGUCAAUUCUUGCUUGUUCGCGCGCUCUUUCCUUGCUGGUCACGGUCUUGCCUCAAGCGUCCUCGCUCUUACUGUGCAAUGCUGAAGACUCUGUCACCGCAGUGCCCAAUGCUCAACGGCUCUGUAGUCGGGGAGGCUGGUGUAGUCUUCUUCCGAU